CGUCUUGCUGGUGGACUGGACGGACGCUCUCUCGCUCGGCUACUCUCCCCCGAACCCCGUUCCGUUCCAGUUCCAGUGUUCUACUCCAAAGCAGAGCAGCAGCCUACCCACCCCGACCCGGCUGUCUCCUCCUCUCCUCCCCCAAAUCCGCCAACCCCCCCGGGAAACAUCCUGCCUCCGAGCCCAGUACGUCGAUCCGCCCGCCGCCGGUGCCUUUGCAGUGGGAGAUUCCGGCGGGCUGCGGCUGCGGCUCGUUGUUCGGACCCGGCUGCCGGGAUCGUGCUGCGGCGCGGUUCCGGGCUGAUCCGUCCCCGCGUGGAUCGGCUUUGGCGCGGUGGGACCGUGGGAGGAGGUGCCGCGGAGAUCAGAGGUUGCGACGCUUAAGAGGUGGCUGAGGCACUGGUGGGGGGACUAGGGUUGUUUCGAGAGGGGCGGACGGAAUGGGGGGCUUCUGCUCGAAGGGAUCGGCGGUGGACAAGUCGCCCAGCGACACCACGCUCGGCCCCGACCGGGUGAUCCAUCAGCACGAGCGUGGCGCGGUGAAGGAGGAGAGGAAGACGGUGGUGGAAGAGGCUGCUGCCAAGAGGAUGCACGAGCACGAGCAGCAGCCACAGCAACAGCCACAGCAACAAUCUCCCCCUGUCCUGGAAACUGCGGCCCCUGGAGUUACCGUCGGCGCUGGGGCGGCCCCAUGGGACGGCGUGCCUCCGCUGGCACGGUUGCCGUCCCAGAAAGGGAUGGGUAUGGCGAAAGCUGGUGCUGCCAAGGUUUCUGAAGUAAGCUCAAUUCUGGGUCGGGCUGGCACCGUUGGGCUUGGGAAAGCAGUGGACGUACUAGACACACUUGGUAGUAGCAUGACAAAUUUGAAUUUGAACAGUGGGUUUGGAUCAGGCACUACAACAAAGGGCAAUAAGAUAUCCAUUUUGGCAUUUGAGGUUGCUAAUACCAUAGUGAAAGGUUGCAAUCUGAUGCGAGCUCUUUCAAAAGAGAGCAUAAAGCAUUUAAAAGAAGUGGUUCUUCACUCAGAAGGUGUUCAAAAUCUUGUAGCCAAAGAUAUGGAUGAGUUACUCAAGAUUGCUGCUGCUGACAAAAGGGAAGAGCUGAAAGUGUUUUCUACAGAAGUUAUUCGCUUUGGAAAUCGUUGCAAGGAUCCACAAUGGCACAACUUGGAUCGCUAUUUUGACAAGUUGUCAUCAGAACGGACUCCUCAACAUCACUUGAAAGAAGAGGCAGAAUCAGUGAUGCAAAAAUUGGUUACUUGUGUUCAGUAUACAGCUGAACUAUACCAUGAAAUGCAUGCCCUUGAUAGAUUUGAACAGGAUUAUCAACGUAAACUUCAUGAAGAGGAUGGUUCAAGUGUUGCCCAAAGAGGCGAUAACCUGCAAAUACUAAAGCAGGAAGUGAAAAGCCAACAGAAACACGUGAAAAGUUUGAAGAAAAAGUCUCUCUGGUCCAAGAAUUUGGAAGAGGUGAUGGAAAAACUUGUAGACAUUGUGCACUUCUUGCAUCUGGAGAUCCAUAAUACCUUUGGGCACUCAGACAAUGAAGAAUCACCGGAGCCUACAAAACGACGUAAUAGAUUGGGUCCAGCUGGUCUCGCACUGCAUUAUGCCAAUAUCAUCGGUCAGAUCGACACUCUGGUUUCUCGAUCAACUGCUGUCCCUCCAAACACAAGGGAUUCGUUAUACCAGAGUCUGCCACCAACCAUAAAAUCCGCUCUCCGUUCCAAGCUACACUCAUCUGGAACCAAGGAGGAGCUUACCGUUUCUCAAAUCAAGGCGGAAAUGGAGAAGACAUUGCGGUGGCUUGUCCCGGUUGCAAAUAACACCACCAAGGCUCACCAUGGUUUUGGUUGGGUUGGAGAGUGGGCAAAUACAGGGUCAGAAGUGAACUGUAAGCCAACAGGGCAUAUGGACCUCACUCGAAUUGAGACACUGCAUCAUGCGGACAGGGACAAGACCGAAGCACAUAUCCUUGAGCUUGUUGUUUUGCUUCAGCAUCUUAUCAGUCAAUCUAAAACUGCUAAUGGUGAGCGAUCUCCCAUUAAGUCUCCUGUCCGGUCUCCUUCCACAAUCUCAUUACCUCCAAACAAAGCCAGCAGUUCAUCGCCUCUUCUGACACAAGAAGAUCAAGAGAUGCUAAGGGAUGUCAAGUACAGGAAAUUCGUCCCUGGUAUAAGUAAAAGUCAAGAGUUCGACACAAAAUCAAGACAUAACAAGCAAAGCAGGUUGAUCAAAAGUAACAGCCAUUCACCAAGCAGUGGCAACAGGAAAGAAUUUCUGUCAAUCAGGAGUCUGCUUCCUGUCAUUGAUUUCCAGAUAGACAGGACCAAAGCUCUGGAUAUGAUCGAUAACCUUAAAGUGCAGUGAGGAAUCAAGAUCAAUCAGUGCAGUCUUAAUGUUGUUGCAAUGCGAUAUGUGAUCUUGAAAAUUCCCAUGUGGAGUGUAGCAUCUGCUGAGCCAAUUGGCAUGCUCCUAGGGGGAAGGCGCUUGCACGAGAUGGACUGGCAACAGGGUGCCAAUUUGGAGGCACCAAGCGAGAGAUGCAUGGUCUGGGAUCAAUGAUCAAGGCCAACUUGUGUAUGAUAUGGGGUGAAAAAGAAAGGGAAAUUUUAUUGUAAAAAGCAAUUUGUUGUGUUUGUUAGCUGUUGUACAAGGAAUACAAGUUUUGAAGGAGAAGGGACAUCAAAGAUCCCAGUGUCACA
Molecule: messenger RNA, 2704 nt
Organism: Brachypodium distachyon (stiff brome)
Lineage: Eukaryota; Viridiplantae; Streptophyta; Magnoliopsida; Poales; Poaceae
Exons: 13
Coding region: 441-2369 (642 amino acids)
Biological process (GO): positive regulation of growth
Source: RefSeq, a predicted model, not a curated record